Salvelinus namaycush (lake trout) is the source of this 1356-nucleotide messenger RNA. Its product is annotated as ras-related protein Rap-2a-like. The record is from RefSeq and is a predicted model, not a curated record. Gene Ontology annotation, molecular function: GTPase activity; GTP binding. The transcript has a single exon. NCBI's taxonomy places the organism in Eukaryota, Metazoa, Chordata, Actinopteri, Salmoniformes, Salmonidae. The coding region runs from base 30 to 656 and encodes 208 amino acids.
UUAGAGGAAGUGUGUCAGAGGAAGUUAUCAUGUCUCUAGAAGUGAAGGAGAAGAUGGAGGUGCGUCUGGUGUUCCUGGGGGCGGCCGGCGUGGGGAAGACGGCCCUGAUCAGCCGCUUUCUCCAGGACACAUUCGAACCCAAGCACCGGCGCACUGUGGAGGAACUGCACAGCAAAGAGUUCGACAUCGGAGGGGCCAAGGUCACCAUCCACAUCAUGGAUACCAGCGGCAGCUACUCCUUCCCGGCUAUGAGGAAGCUCUGCAUUCAGAACAGUGACGCGUUCGCCCUUGUGUACGCCAUCAAUGACCCUGACUCCCUGGAGGCUGUCAAGAGCCUGCGAGACGAGAUCCUGGCGGUCAAAGAAGACAAGUUCACACCCAUCGUGGUGGUCGGCAACAAGACGGACCGGCAUGGCGAGCGGACGGUGUCCAGCGAAGACGUGCUGUCCACUGUGGAGCUGGACUGGAACAACAGCUUCUUGGAGACGUCUGCCAAGGAGAACAACAACGUACUGGAGGUGUUCAGGGAGCUGCUGCAACAAGCCAACCUGCCCAGCCGGCUGAGCCCAGCACUGAGACGACGCAGGGAGACCUUCCCCAAAGAUGGCAACAAACGGCCCCCCAUGAACAAGACCAACAGCUGCCUCAUUUCCUAAGGCAGAGGGGCUGGAGGGGUCUGACAGACAGACAAAGACAGACAGGGGCCAGAGAGGCUGAGGAUGGGGACCCGAAGCUGGUUCAGUGUUACAGACAAACACAGUGGUGUUGAAUGUGCUACUACUGCUGCUGCUAUAGACCGUGCUGCUGAGUUGGAGUCUGACGGCUUCAAUUCCCUGUAAGCCUCCUCAUCUAACCAUCCUAAGUAUCUCCACCACAGCAUUUCCACUGAGGUAGAGGAAAGGAACACUGACUGUUAAAGGGGAACCGGAACUAAUGACAUUACACAGGUGCGGGACAUUGAUAAAGCUGAAACUAAAUGAAAGAAGUGCAAGAACACUGAAUGUCCUGAAUGUGGUGGUGUCAUUGUUAAAAAAUAUACUGUGACAGUGCAAAAGUGGCAAUGAGCUUACUUUGUCAAGUUUUCAAUCUAUGUCCUACUAUGUUACUGUUGUGUUUGCCUUUUGUAAGUGUCGACGGUGUUCACUUGCAAUAACUGUGAAGAUAGACAGUUGUGGCUAAUUGGGCAAAAGCUGAAUUUGAACAUUGUGUCAUGAGAGCUUUUUUAUUCAUCAAGUGAAGUUUCUUUGUGACAAAUCUUUAUUUUGCUUGUCAUUGUCUGAAUCAACUCUGGUUGCGUUCCUCAUUCUAUAAUACCAAUUUGUUGUUUGGCAAUAUUCAUAUGCACUUGGAGUUAUU